Molecule: messenger RNA, 876 nt
Organism: Torulaspora delbrueckii
Lineage: Eukaryota; Fungi; Ascomycota; Saccharomycetes; Saccharomycetales; Saccharomycetaceae
Gene: RSA1
Product: Rsa1p
Exons: 1
Coding region: 1-876 (291 amino acids)
Source: RefSeq, a predicted model, not a curated record
AUGAAUUAUCACUCGUAUCAGCCGUACGGGAAUGGGUCUCGUCCGUUGCCCAGGCCGUCUUCGUCUGGGACGUUAUCUGGUGGUUCUACAUUAGAGCCGGUUAACAAAAGAGCGAGGUUGCAACAGUCACCAAUCCCACCAAUUGUGUAUCCUCCGUCAUCACAGCCCUAUUUGGUUCAACCCUACCAUGUUCAGCAACCUUACGGUGUUCCUAUGAUGCCACAACCUUUUGCGAGGAAUCAAUGCAGCCCAGAACCGUCCUAUCGGGAACCUGUGCAAGCUCCCAAGCAGCAGCAGAAGCCAGUCGAGGACGAACUCGAGGAAGAAGAUGAUGAUGAAAAUGAAGAAGAGGAUGAGGACAAAGGCUUGCUGGACAGUGCUUCGGUCCCUGUGAUUAGCGUGCCAGGGACGUCGAUCACAUUGAAUACCAUGGAGGAUAUAACCAAAUGGAGAGAGGAAAGGAAGAAGAUGUGGUUGUUGAAGAUUUCGAAUAACAAACUAAAGCACAUGCAGGAUAUGGGGAUCCAGGAAGAUGAAUUGAAGGGCCACAGAGGUCCUCUCCAGGAUGCAAAGAAACAAAAACAGUUUUUGCAAAGUAUUCAAAGCCAGGUGAGUCGAAUCAAUCCAAGAUCAACGCUGAGUGUGCGAGUAGCUCAGAGAGAAAUGGCUCGGGAAAAUUCAAAACUGCUGGACUUUAUUGAAAAAUUGGGAGAUAGCAACUUACUCACCUAUGAACUCACUGAAUCAGAGAAAGAAAACUGUUUGGAUCUAACAAUCAAAACGAUAGGAGAGAAAGGAAUAACAAUACUCCAUCAUUUAGAAAGAAUUUCACAAACAAAAAUUACCGUCAUCGUUAACCAUUUUGAAAAGUUCUAG